AUGACUAAAAUCUCGCGAAGACGGAAAAUUGCUAGCUGGGAAAGCGUGAAGGAGAAAAUUGAAGAAAUGAUGGAAAAUGUGCCGGAACAUACGACAGCUUUGAGUCUACCGUAUGGCAUGCAAGGUCAGCUUUGAAUCUACCGGCAUGCAAGUUUUAUUUGUUCAUCUGUAAAGCAAAAAUUCGGAAAUGUUUUUCUUGCCAGUGAUGAUGAUGAUGAUGAUGAUGAUGAUGAUGAUGAUGAUGAUGAUGAUGAUGAUGAUGAUGAUGAUGAUGGUGAUGAUGAUGAUGAUGAUGAUGGUGAUGAUGAUAGUGAUGAUGAUAGUGAUGAUAGUGAUGAUGAUAGUGAUGAUGGUGGUGAUGAUGGUGAUGAUGAUGAUAGUGAUGAUGGUAAUGAUGAUGAUGGUGGUGAUGAUGAUGGUAACAAUGAUGAAGAUAGUAAUGAUCGAUGAUGGUAGUGGUAACAAUGACAUGUGGUAACAGUGAUAGUGGUGAUGAUGAUAGUAAUUAAUGAUGAUGGUGAUGUUGGUGAUAGCAAUGGUAUCAAUGUUGAUGUUCAUUGUUCAUGUCUUACAAAACUGUUUGAAAUUCAGUAAAAAUGAAAUUUGAACUUUUUAUUUCAGCCCUUUUGUCCUUGAAUUUCCUCAUACACUUGAAAUUCCCUGAAUUUAACUUUUCAUGAGUUUUAAAUGAUUGUAUUUUCCAGGUUUAUAUGGCAUUUCGCAUCCGGAGCCAGUGCGAAUCUUACUUCAUCCAAACAUGAACGAUUACGACACGUUUGUAACACACCAUGGAAAAGCGAAGAAAUUCUACCUCAACUUAUGGACCGUGAACCAAAAAGACAGUCAACCUGAAAAGAAGAAUACUAAAGUUCAACUCAACUAUCCGUUGAAACAUAUUGUGUAUGUGCCAACACAUCGCUGCUUUGUAGCGUUCGCGACAGACCUCACACUUCGUGUGUAUACAACUAUUAAUUUUAUGGAGAUGUCAAGAGUUGAGACGAGCCAUAGCGUCUUGUGUCUCUACCACAAUGCUUGCCGGGAUGACGUUUUAGCUGGCUGCCUUGGUGAGUGAGCGAACUUUUAAUUGUUAAGGUCCAGACACACCGGACGCGGUUCGACAGCGCGACGCGAUUUUUCGAUUUUCAUUGACCGAUAACUUUGAUCCUAGUUCCUAGUUUGAAUUUUCCAAAUAUUUAGAAGCGUUAUUACAUUUUGAGUUAUUUGGUUUACAUAUCUUUCAGAAUUUGCUCUCAUUGGCUGUUUCAUUAACUUUCAAAAAUGAAAAAAUGGACCUUUAAGGCCCACACAACAGACCGGACGCGAUUCGACAACGCGACGCGAAUUUUCAGUUGUCAAAAACGAAUAAAACCGUCAACAGAUAAAAAGUUUACAAGAUAUGCAGGCCAAAUAGCUAAAAAUUGCUUAAGUGGUUCCGAGUAUUUGAAAAACAUAGAAAAAUAGUAAAGUUAAAUGUCAUUGAAAAUUGAAAAUUCGCGUCGCAAUGACGAAUCGCGUCCAGUCUGUACUGAUGGAUCUUUACUACGAGAGAUUCGAGAGAAGCCCCGACGACAGCGGGUUUUCGCUAGAAAUGUCGAAGUUCUCCUUGUAUUUUUCAGGUAGUUGUAUCCCUAGCAAUCCGAAGUUUUGAACUUUUUUCUCAAUACAUAAAUAUUUGUACAAUAACAUAAAAAAAAUAUAUACAAUAUAUACGAACAUAAUAAACUUCUUAUUCUAACUAACUCAAAAUAAUAUGAUCAAGUUCUCUUGCUUGUCAGAAAUUGUCAAUCUCAUUGCAAAACUAUUGUCAAAAAUCAAAAUAUAAGUUGGCUGUUACGCAAGCAAUUUCAAUGUUGUCAGCAUCAACCUUAUAUUUCUUCCGUAAAGAACGUGGACACCAUUUUCAACUUUAUCACUCAUUAAUUAUAUUUUGUGUUCAAUAUGUAGACCACAGUAAGACUUUUUUAAUGUUUACAUUACAUUAACACAUCCAGGUAUAGGAUUUCGAUUUGAAUUUAAACUAACUUGCGCAUAUUAGUGUAUGAUGUACACAUUAAAAAAGUCUUACUGUUGUCUAUACGUUGAACACAAAAUAUAUUACAAUUUAAUAAGUUCUUUGUAGGUUUGCAUGGCGCUAAAAUAUUUAAUACUUUUUGUUUGUGGAAACACCACGUAAAUUUAUUACUGCAAAGCUUUCGAUCCGUAAGCCCGGAUCUUCAUCAGUGGACAUAUUAUUAGCACUGAUGAAGAUCCAGGCUUACGGAUCAAAAGCUUUGCAGUAAUAAAUUUACGUGGUGUUUCCACAAACAAAAAGUAUUAUAAUUACAAUUUAUUUUUAAUGCAUGAUAUAUAAAAUUGUCCCACGUUUGGGGGUAUUUUGUAAAUUAUAUUUAGAUUUUUCUUCUAUUCGCAGGUUUUGUGAUGAUCUGGAAGUUUCCCCACGCGCAAAGUGACCCAAUGUUUCCGACGCAAAAGAUCGAGUGUCCAGCGAUCCAUCCUGAUUACUGGGUGACUUGGAUUAAAGUGGAUAAGCUGUCAAGACAGUUGUUACUGAAUUGUGAGGAAGCUAUAGUUAUAUUAGAUGAACGAAGUUAUCAACUCAAGUAUAAUUUUAAAAUCGAUUUCCGUCAUCGUUUGCCGUUCACGUCUUGUGCUUUUUACCAUCCCAGCUGUUACUUCAUCACUGGUGAGUUAGCUGUUCGCUUGUCAGUCUUGACCUCAAUUUCCAUUUGCAAGCCAAAAAUUUCGCUGUCGAAAUAAAUUUCGCUUAAGGGACCGCGGUCAUAAAGUAACUGCUUUUGGUAUCUCCACGGUUGGGCUACCAAACAAAAACCCAUGUCAAAAAAUAAAGAUAUUAAUAAUAAAACUAAACAAAACUAUCCAAAUUCUCAAAUGUAAGUGAUGCUAUUGAAGCCAGUACUUUGUUUAUACAACAACAAGAAGUGGUCGAAUCACAGCAAAUACGACCAACUGGAGAGCAGCUCAGUAUCGUAAUUGGUGAUGAAUGUGUUGGCCAAGCUUGGUGGAAUUAUGUACAUGCAGUGUAUGUCAAAUACAGUGCCCAUGGGCGUACCGGAAGGAAAAAAUUAGGGGGGCGGAAAGAAAAUUGCCCGACUUUUCGGGAUUCUGCCCGACUAGUACCAAAAAAUUUUUUCCGGAAAAAUUAUUUUUGCGACCUUCCCCCCCCCCCGUCGCCAAAAAAUUUCGGUCAGUGUACCAUUUUAGGGGUCAAAAAAAUUUUCCGGACAACCAAUAUUUUUCGGAACAUAACACAAAUUUUCCAAAAACCACAAAAUUUUCCCAAAAAUUCACUUAAUUUUCACAAAAUUGAAUGAAUUUGUCCCAUUUUUUUUUAUUGCAAACCAAAAUUGCCCGACUGUUCAUCGAAUAUUGCCCGACUGCCCAAAAAACUGGGGGGGCUACCGCCCCCAUACAAUACAAUGUUCAUACCUGCAAGUUUUUUAUUAUAAAAGUGUAUUUUCCCAAUUUAAAUUGGGUGGGUCAUGAAAAAAAUUUUGUAAGAUUAGAUGGGCUUUGAAAUUUUUAUCUACAUCCUAAGAUGGGUCACCAAACGUAUUGGCAAAAUUUGUGAUUUACCGCCAGCCCACCCUAGCAGUUACUUUAUGACCAGUCCCUAAUUUCAUUUGAAUUAUGAGCGUUCAAGUAGAACUGAUAUAUUUGAUAUAGAUAUAUAUGAUAGAUAUAUAUGAUAGAUAUAUAAAUAUUUCUCUGCAAAUCUGCCAUGGCAUUCAACACAUAUCUUGCAAUAAAUGGUCGUAUCGUCUUAGUUCAGACCUGAUUACUUGCUUUUUCAGGAUCUAAAGAUUACGCUGUCAAAGUGUGGAACACCAGUCUCAAUCAGUGUCCUUUGGUCACAAGUUUUUCUGGUAAAUGUUCUUUUCUGUUAUUUUGUCUCUCUUAUAGCUUAUUGCUUUGUAGUUGUUGCCUUUCAAUAAGCACUACAACCCAACAGAUACGCCAGUCAACUUUAGAAAUGUUCAAGGAGAUUAAAUAAAUAUUACUAAACCCAUUGAGCGCCAACACUCUUCCCUUGACUGACGAUUAAAAUCGCCUGGCGUUAAGCAGAGUAAAAUAAUGAAAUAGGGCGCGUUGCCACAGAAUAGAGACUAUACAGACGAUUGACUUCUUGGGUUUUCCUAUGAUUUUGGCGUAACCGUAAUUCCUCAUCAAAAUGCUCACGCCAUUGCGCUUAUGAGAAGUAUUCACCCUCCCCUGAUGAUAUUCAAAUUGGCGGACGUCCAGGGGCCGAAUGCCUCUCGUAAGCGCACUAGGACCAUGGCGUCAGCAUUUUGAUGGCUGAGUCGACCUUCUAUGUGUCUUUAGGGAGAGGUCAUUAUUUAUGGUGGGGGGUGGCACCGAAGAGAAAUGUUUUCCGUGUCAAAAAUUUUGCUGACCCAACCUUUAAAAAGACAAAAAUUUGAUUACCCAACCUCAAAUAUCAAUUAAAAAAUAACUACCCACCCCUGGCCAAAAAUUUAACAAAAGGAUACCAUUCAGUUGUCAUACAUGUCCUUUAUCACUUCAGUGACAUGAGUUUGAUAACGGCUUGUGAAAUUUUCUGCAGUCUAAAGUUUCAUGUUGUCUGCACAUGUACUUUCUUUGGAAACUCAAUUUGUUUUGUCAAACUAUGAUCAAGAUAGUGACUCUGAUUGAUUCACAUAUUGUGUUGACAAAUGACUGUUGACAUUGCUUUUCAGUCUCCAAUAUUUCAGUGGGUCAUGCUUUGGAAAUGACAAUAAAUUUUUAUUACCCAACCCUUGAGUUGUUUUGUUUUUCAUUUACCCAACCUUUUUCUUGCUCAAAAUUUUGUUUACCCAACCCUUUUCUCUUCGGUGCCACCAUAAAUAAUGACCGGUCCCUUAUUCUGUGGCGUUGCAUCUAACUGGGUGAAUCAUAUGGUUUCGUAUGUUUUUAAUAUCGUUUCCAGGCCACUGCAAUGCGAUAACUGCGCUUGAGGUGGACAUUCCACAUCAUCUGGUAAUCUCAAGCUCAACUGAUAAAACUAUUCGCUUCUGGUGUUUGGAAACAUUCGCGCAGACUUACGUCUUGGAGACUGGUGAGGAGGUCCACCACAUGGAACUUAUGACGUCACGAAGACUAUUCUACCAAUCCCAUGAGCAUAUUCGGGUUUGGAACUUGAAUCAUUUUCAUACCUUAUUCACGGUGUUAGGUUUCGAGAUUGUGACAUCACGUCGCGUGGUGUCUCGCGGGUUCCCCACGCGGUUGUUAUUGCAGGGUAAAGAUGGUGCCAUAAGGAUAGUAUCACCGAGUGAUGGGACUAUUAUUACCACUAUGUUUCCCCUGGAGACCCUCCCUGAGGGCAUCGUGGACUACGCGUAUAACCCACGCGAGGACAGGCUGUACGUGGUGUUAUCGUCUGGGGCGAUACUGGUGUUUAAUACAAGAACUAAUCCUUGCAAGUUAGUGGCCAAUUUCUGAUUCUGACCACAUAGAUAUCUUGAGAUUGCCAAACUGAACUAAACUAAAUGGAUAGCUCUAUCAGUUGUAAACUGUUCUCUCUAGAGGUCCAGUAAGAGUCAUCUCUUAUUGAUCCAGUGUUACUACAAGAGGAAACCUAAACUAAACUAACAUUAUUUAUAUACUGGAUAGCUCUAUCAGUUCUAAAGUUUUCUUCCUAGAGGUCCAGUGAGGGUCGUCUCUAAUUGAUCCAGUGUUACCACAGGAGGAAACCUAAACUAAACUAACUUUAUUGAUAUAUUGGAUAGCUCUAUCAGUUCUAAACUUUUCUUCCUAGAGGUCCAGUAAGGGUCGUCUCUAAUUGAUCCAGUGUUACUACAGGAGGAAACCUAAACUAAACUAACUUUAUUUAUAUACUGGAUAGCUCUAUCAGUUCUAUCAGUUCUAAACUUUUCUUCGUAGAGGUCCAGUAAGGGUCGUCUCUAAUUGAUCCAGUGUUACUACAGGCGGAAACCUAAACUAAACUAACCUUAUUUAUACUGAAUAACUCUAUCAGUUCUAAACUGUUUCUCCUAGAGGUCCGGUAAGGAUCAUCUAUAAUAAGAUCUAGUGUUACUACAAAAGGAACCCAGAAUACUUGAAGAAAACCUGUGGUGUUUGGUAGAGUCUGGAAGCACUCUUGUCACCUGUGACUGAGGUCCUGCGUCUUUCUAAUGAUUCGUCGUACUCUUAAUAUCUGCAUUAUACGUUGGAGUACUCCAUUACUUGAUGUAUGCAAUUCCUAAUUCUUCGCAUUAUUUUUCAGUACUUACCAGUUAUGGAAAUCGGACGCGUUUGAUGGGGAGAGAGUUGUGUCGGCAUCAUUGGCAGAGUCGUAUGGAGUGAGCUGUAUCACCAUGAUGAAUGUUGAUGAAAUAUCUGCGACAGCAGAGGAUGAAAUACAUCAUUAUACGCUGUUGUUUGCUGGCCUCAACAAUGGACAUAUCUCAUUGGUUUAUAGCAAUGGUAAGAUAUCUAUUUUUAAGUUCAAUAUAGCCCGAUGCCCCAUCUGUCGUGUCUGUUGCAACAAUUCCAGACCGUAUCACAAUAGUCUAAUGUUGGUAGAACAUAGGAUUUGUAAACGAUGUUGGCAGUAUGCAUCGAAAUAUCAUUCCGUAGAAACGCUAGAAACGUCAAUGUUUUGUUUAUAUUUUUUAUAUCUCUCUCAAUCUGUAGCUACCAACACUUAGCACGGUUCGAGAUUUACCCAGCCCUGGGCUGAAUUUUACUUUUGUAUUCUAGAGCUCAGCAUGCAUGAUACAAUUGAAGCGCACUAUGGAAAGAUCGCGUUACUGCGUGCAUCUGAAGGCUUGAACCAAGGCAACUCCUUGUACUCCGCCAUAUUGGUAUCUUGUGGUGAAGACUGCGAACUGAAAGUGUGGAAGAUCGUGUUUCGUAAUUAUUCUGCCAAGAUUAUCUCACUAGAACUAUGGAGUUACGUCAAGUUACUGAGUAUACCGCAUGAUAUGGAGACCAUUGGGUACACAAUAGGGCUAGCUAUGGAUAAUAAUGCUCUUAUGACGUGUAGGUAAGUAGGUUAAAUAUGUACAAUAAUGGAUAAGAGGGAAUGUAUGGGGGUAAUUGGGUACACUGUCGGGGUAGUGAUGGAUAAUAAUGCACUUAUGACAUGUAGAUCAGCAGGUUUGUAUGGGUGUGGUAGUUGAUAAAGGGGUGUAUUUUUGAACGGAUUGCGUUAUCCACAGGAUAGUGACUUUUUCAAACUUUCUAAGAUUGACCGUUGAUUGGUUUAGAUUGAAAUUUAUUUUUAGUGUUAAUUUCGCAGAUUCACGCCACAUAUCCUUAAAUUAAGCUACCGUGAAGUGUUCUGGUGUUUUUUCUUGAAAUAUUUCAACAUUUACUCAAUGAUUAAUUUUGUUUAUACUUCAUUUAAAUAGCUAGCCUUUAAAUAAAUAACGCUAAUCUUAAACAAACAUUACUUGUGCUGUUUGCAUAACACACAGCAAGGACGAAGAAAAAUUUCUACCAGUUCCGAAAUAUAUUUCAACCAGUUCCGAAGUUUGUUGCCGACUUUAUUUCAACCAGACUAUUCUGCUUGAUGUUUUUAGGGUGAAUCCAGAAGCUGAACACCCCGCACGAAGCAUUCACAGUCAUCGAGAUUCCUUAUCAAGAAGUGGACUAUUGGACUUAGAAUGUUCUACUUCGACCGUUGAAGAAUCGCACUCGAAAAUUAUUACUGGGGUAUGGUAGAUUCAACAGACUUUAUAUGUAGGACUACAUUGAACCUGAGGGGAUUUUGGGGAUGUGUCUUUCAUCUUUCUGGCUAGGGUUUCAUUCCCGCAAUAUUCAAGUUGUCUCCUUGAUAUUUUACAUCAAUCUCAUGCGAGAAGAAUACUUCAAGUUUGACUCACCAAAUACCGUAGUUUGCAUGUGGCUAGAAAGGCCCACACAGACCGGACGCGAUUCGGCAACGCGACGAGAAUUUUCGGUUUUCAAAAACCAAUAAAACCGUCAGCGUCACUCUGACGGUAGAAUUUCGUUCCGUUUUCAAACUCUUACGGUUAGCAUAUAUCGUUUUCAAACUCUUACGAUUAGUGUUACGGUUUCACAUUUUUUCAUACCGGCAUCGUGUGAACGCAACCCCUAAACGUAAAAAUUUCGUUUAUAUAUUUAUCUACGUUUCGUUAUAUUUAUCUACGUUUCGACUAUAUUUCAGUCAUCAUAAGGAUAAACUGAUGAUGACUGAACUGAUAGUCGAAACGUAUAGAUAAAUAUAAAAAUGUUAUCGAUCUUUGGAGUUCAGUGGUUCUAAAAUAUUUUGUAGCUUGUGCCUGUUUUAGGCAUACCUUUAGCCAGGGUUUGUGUCUAUAAAGUAAAUGUUAUCGAUCUUUGGAGUUCAGUGGUUCUAAAAUAUUUUGUAGCUUGUGCCUGUUUUAGGCAUACCUUUAGCCAGGGUUUGUGUCUAUAAAGUACGCCUGUUUUCGACAAACCUUAUAGCCAGGGUUUAUAGUUAAAGGUAUGCCUGUUUUAGGCAUACCUUUAGCCAGGGUUUGUGGUCUAUAAAGUACGCCUGUUUUCGACAAACCUUAUAGCCAGGGUUUAUAGUUAAAGGUAUGCCUGUUUUAGGCAUACCUUUAGCCAGGGUUUGUGGUUAGAAAGUACGCCUGUUUUCGACAAACCUUAUAGCCAGGGUUUAUAGUUAAAGGUAUGCCUGUUUUAGGCAUACCUUUAGUCAGGGUUUGUGGUUAUAAAGUACGCCUGUUUUCGACAAACUUUAUAGCCAGGGUUUAUAGUUAAAGGUAUGCUUGUUUUAGACAUACCUUUAGCCAGGGUUUGUGGCUACAAAGUACGCCUGUUUUUGGCAUACCGCAAGUUCUAAACUGUUCUCCCUAGAAAUCCAGUAAGAGUUAUCUUGUAUUAGUCCAGUGUUACUGCAGAAAAGCUGUGACAUACCUGUCAUGAAAAUGGGGCAAAAUACAAUGAUAUAUACAAGUGUGUAUAUUGCAGGAAUCUUCCCUUUCACUCGUCAUCUUCUACCUUAUUUUUUUUCAGCUUUCAGCGUGUCCAACACUUGGUCUCUUUGCGACCUCAAGCGAUGACUGGAGUGUUAAAAUCUGGAACACUGACGCAAAACUUCUGAAAGAAAUUUGCUUCGAGGAGUCCCUGCGUGGCGUGUGCUUCGCGAACACGCGUGGCGAUCUCCUGGUUGGUUUCCAGUCCCAUAUCAGUAUUGUCCCGCUCACUAACUAUCUGCCACUCAAGAUACUCGAGACGUUGUCAACAAUGGAUUUUCCUGAUGACAUAUUUGAACAUCAUUUGCCGUUUGAUCGCAUGUUGACUUUUUCCUACGAUCCAUUACGGACUCCGUGUUUACCUCUGGACCUUGAUCAGCGACGACUGGUGUUACAACAGGACGAGCAUUGUAUGAAG
Paramuricea clavata is the source of this 9363-nucleotide messenger RNA. The record is from the annotation of a GenBank genome assembly. NCBI's taxonomy places the organism in Eukaryota, Metazoa, Cnidaria, Anthozoa, Malacalcyonacea, Plexauridae.